Rhincodon typus (whale shark) is the source of this 3066-nucleotide messenger RNA. Its product is annotated as inter-alpha-trypsin inhibitor heavy chain H3-like. The record is from RefSeq and is a predicted model, not a curated record. The transcript has 19 exons. Gene Ontology annotation, molecular function: serine-type endopeptidase inhibitor activity. NCBI's taxonomy places the organism in Eukaryota, Metazoa, Chordata, Chondrichthyes, Orectolobiformes, Rhincodontidae. The coding region runs from base 242 to 2500 and encodes 752 amino acids. Gene Ontology annotation, biological process: hyaluronan metabolic process.
AACAAGCUGGUCCAGAAGAUCCGCAGGCAAAGAGCGACUGAGCGAAGUCAACUUGUGCGUUCCGUAACAAAGAUAAUUCGCUCACUCCUGAUCUGUCUGCGAACCCAAUUGCGCUGUGUGUGUCUCAAAGAAAAUCUUUGCUUUCAACAAUUUUGCGGCAAUUAGGUGUAGGGUCAAUUUACAGAACUCAGAAUAAAACUUCGUUCCCCAUAGUUCGAUUGUCAGAAUAGCAUCGUGCAAAAUGAAAACAAUUCUGCCCUACCUUUUUCUGAUUUCUAUCCCUGCGUUAAUAUCCUCUGAUUACAUAAUAAUGGAAUCACACCAGCACAAGAAAAGGAGCAUUGAGGAACAUGCCAAAAACCCUGAGAGGGAGCUUGAAAUUUAUGGUAUGAAGAUUGAGUCCAAAGUUACUUCUCGAUUUGCUCACAACGUGGUAAUCAGCCGAGUGGUAAAUCGAGCCAAUGAGUCAAAGGAAGCUUUCUUUGAAAUGGAACUGCCUAAAACAGCAUUUAUUACCAAUUUCAGCAUGACUUUAGAUGGAGUGACAUAUAUGGGAGCUGUGAAAGAAAAACAAGUUGCUCAGCAGCAAUACCAACAAGCAGUUUCACGGGGACAAUCUGCAGGGCUUGUAAAAGCAUCCGGAAGAAAAAUGGAGAAAUUCAAAGUGUCAGUAAAUAUUGGACCAACAAAAAAAGUCACCUUUGAACUAACCUAUGAAGAAUUAUUAAAACGUAAUCUGGGGAAAUAUGCAAUGCAAAUCAGAGUAAAACCCAAGCAAUUUGUCAAACAUUUCCAGAUUGAUGUACACAUUUUUGAACCACACGGCAUUGCCUUUCUGAAUGUUGAUGCAAAGUUUCUAACAAAUAAUCUGACUUCAAUUGUGAAAAAGACUCUUACUGAAACAAGGGGCCACGUUUUCUUUAAACCAACUCUUGAGCAACAGCGCAAAUGUCCUGAUUGUCAUGAGACUAUUCUGGAUGGAGACUUCAUCAUUGAGUACGAUGUCAAUAGAGACCUGUCUGCUGGUAGUGUUCAGAUUAUAAAUGGAUAUUUUGUACAUCAUUUUGCCCCUGCUAAUCUGCCCAUAAUGCCUAAAAAUGUCAUAUUUGUGAUUGACCACAGUGGAUCUAUGUCAGGGACUAAAAUGAGUCAGACAAAUGAAGCCCUUCUAAAAAUUUUGGAUGAUAUGGGCACAGAAGAUCAUUUUGCCAUUAUUCCCUUUGAUAGCUCUUCUGAAAUAUGGAAAAAUGCCAUUCAUCAAGCAACUCCAAGCACUAGGACUGAAGCUAAAAUGUUUGUGCAAAAUAUCAGAGCCAGAGGAGGAACAAAUAUAAAUGAUCCAAUGUUGAAAGCUGUAAGUCUUCUAAACAAGGCUCAUCAAGACAAGCUUCUGCCUGAAAGAAGUGUCUCCAUGAUUAUUUUGUUAACGGAUGGUGAUCCAAAUGAAGGUGUAUCAAACCCAACAACAAUCCAGCAGAAUGUUAAAAGUGCCAUCAAUGGCAGGUACAACGUGUAUUGCCUUGGGUUUGGUUUUGAUGUUAAAUACAGUUUUCUAGAGAAAAUGGCACUGGAGAAUAACGGUGUAGCUCGGAGAAUUUAUGAGGAUUCAGAUGCUCCCUUACAGCUCCAGAGGUUAGAAGGCCAGGUGGUGACUUGUUUGAAACAGUUUGAGGCAUCAAACAAAAAAAUCAGGACACCAAAAGCACAUCAUAGUCGUCCAAGAUAUAAAAGCCGUGUUCAUGCUUUCACUUCUGUUGACAGCGAUCCUCAUUUUAUUGCUUCAAUAAAUGACCACAGUGAUGCUAUUUGUUUCAACGUUGAUGGGAAACCAGGGGCAAUUCUAAAUCUGGUCACUGAUCCGUAUAAAGGUUUUGUGGUAAAUGGACAAUUGAUUGGAGUGAAGGAAGUAAAAGAUAACAAGAAAAUGAAAACUUACUUUGGAAAGCUUGGAAUUGCAAACAAUAAAAUGGAUGUAAAAGUUGAAAUAUCAACAGAAAUUAUUGCAAUAAAUCAUGGAGAUGAUGAGAUUACUUUCCCCUGGUCAGAAACAGUAUCUUUAACAAAAGAAAGUUUCUCAAUCUCAAUUGUGAAAGAAAGGAAUCUCACACUAACAAUGGGAGAUGACGCAAAAUUUGUUAUUGUGCUGCAUCAUGUGAGGAAAAACCACACUGUACACAGAGAUUUUCUGGGAUUUUAUACACUUGACAGCCACAACUUGUCAAAUGUGACCCAUGGAUUGCUUGGUCAGUUUUACAAUGAAGUAAAUGCUGUGAUACGUAAUAUUAGCCCUCGCUUACAUCAAGACAAACUUCGUGCAACAAUGAUUGUAAAAGGUCACAAACUUAGAGUAACAAGGGUGUCUGAGAAAGAUUACAGGCUUGAUUCAAACCGAGGCAUCAAUAUCCCAUGCUGGUUUGUUCACUCCAGUGGGAAAGGAUUUAUAGAUGGAAUUGCCACUGACUAUGUUGUUUCUUCUUUAUUUAACUCACUACAUUCAUGAUCUGAGAGCAGAUGAUGAAAGUUUAACCGUUUUGUAUCCCUGGCAUAACUUUAUUAUUUAGUCGCUUGUAUGAUAAAUACAUAUACUUUAACAGUUAUAAAUCUGCAAGCACUUCAAUUAUAUAUUUCUAUGUUUGUAAUUUACUUGUCUGUGUCAAAUGGCCCAAUUUGGUUUGUAUGUGCCAAAAACUGAACCAGGUGUUAUAAGGUGAACUCAAUGUUGAUCCAAUAGAUUGAAUCUUCUAGAUUCUAAAAAUGUUUGGGCCUUGGGAUCCAGUUCUGCCUUCCAGUCCUGUUAAUGGAAGGAGCAGGAUUUCAUGUGCAAUCUCACAGAAGCUGGUCAAUUAAGCACCUUCCUCUGAGAUCACAAUCCAAUUUGAGAAAGCCAGCAGCCUGAAGAGGUGAAAAGGCUAAUCAGUGCCUGCAGUAUAAUGACAGCCAAUAAUCUUUAUUGUUGCAUCAAGAGAAUUAAGGCAGGUGAUGGCCUAAUGGUAUUGUCUCUGGACUGUUAAUCCAAAGACCUAGGUAAUAUUCUUGAGUCCGGGGUUCAAAUCCCACCAUAGCAGA